This is a messenger RNA of Paramuricea clavata, 3799 nucleotides long. The record is from the annotation of a GenBank genome assembly. Lineage: Eukaryota; Metazoa; Cnidaria; Anthozoa; Malacalcyonacea; Plexauridae.
GAUGACAGCUCUGAGUCUGGCUGCAAGUAACAACAAUGCCAAAGCCGUACAGUCUCUAUUGAAUAAUGGUGCAGAUCUAGCCAUUCUCACAUGUGAAGGUCUUAGCUGUAUGGACAUAGCUCUCAACAAUCGAUUUCAUGAUGUCUGUAUGGUGAUUGCGAAAAGUGAUAAGUACGCGAAAGUUUUAUCUUUGGUCUAUUAGAAUUUGAUGUACUAUUUAAAACAUUCGCAGUGCGUGUUUUAUUAGAUAUAGCCGAGUAUCUUUAGGUCUGAUAAAACACGCACUGCGAAUGUUUUAUAUUGCUUCAAAAACGAUCGAUCUAGUAAGUUCAUUGGCGAAGUAAUUUUCAAAAAAUACGUUGUGUAAGUCGAGAAAAUCAAAGUUUAUGUAAAUCAAGGGAAAACUCUAUCACAUAUAAAGAUACGACAGUACGACACGCUUAUGAUUUUUCUUUGUGUUUUCUUCAUAGUCCAUUUCUAUUUCAAUAUUUUGCAAUUCUAAGAGAGCCAGUAUUUUACCCAAAGAAUUGUUCCUUGCCAGAGAGAACAAGAGACGUUUUUUAUUCACGAAUUUUUCAUAUUCCUUAUGAUAGGUGGAAGGAGGCUUUAGUUUCGACCACAACGAUGGAAAGUUGCUUAAAAGUGUCUCCCGAAGUUGCCAAGGUGUGAAUAAAAAUAAAAAUCUCAAAAAUCCAUCACCUUAUUUAACUUAAUGUCGGGUUUUGCUUAUUUCAGGUUAUCCUUGACAAAUGUAUUGAAUACAGUGGUAGAGAAAUUGACAAGGACUAUAAAGUAUGAUCACGAGAAGUCAGGCGAUGCUACACGAAACGAUUUUCAACAACGAUUCGCAAUGCAAAUGAAGUUACGCGGAAUUUGACUGGUUCGACGGCCCGUUGCGUUGCGAAUCGUCGUUGAAAAUUAUUCCAUGUUACAACGCCUUGAAUGGCCUUGUUUGCAUGCACACACGUAAAACGCACAAGUUGUUACAAGUUUGGAAAUGAGUUGUAAUAAGGCUGUUGUCAAGCUGAUAUCAGGAUGUGUUCGUACUGCUUGUUCCCAGUUGUUGUGACAAGUCUGGAACAAGCUGUUAUCACCUCGUUACAAGGUUGGUGACGGUAACAGAUUUGCUAUACAAGUUGUUCCAACAAGACUAAUACAUGCAGGCUGUUUGAGCUUGCUGUCAUCAACUUGUUAACAACUUGCAAACGGUAUAUCAGACUUGUUGGAACAACUUGUUGAGAGCCUGUUGGAUUACAAGAUGAUAACAACCUUUUCCAGACUUGUCACCGACUCAUGCACUCAACUGGGAACAAGCAGUACGAAUACAACUUGUUGAGAAGUUGUGAGAUUUUUACGUGUUAGUUGAACAGUUGAGUAAUUGAUGCACGUGUUUUAAAUCUUUCACUCUCAGCUUCGUCCACGCUCAGAUCGAACGAUCGACACACUGAAUACGCUUAUUCUUAUAUUUCACUUGAUCCACAAGAAUUCUGAUUGAUCAUCAAUCUCUUUUGUGUAGGUGACAUAUCAUUUUGAACUACUUGAUCCUCCCCCGGACAAGAAUGAAACCUACUAUGGACCGUUGGUAAGCACUUGACUGUGAACUUUCAUGUGAAUAUUUCUUGAUUUGCUGAUUAUUUGAUAAGUCAAUACAUUAAAUUAAUCAUUCAAUUAAUUAAUUAAUUGAUCGAUUAAUUGAUUGGUGCCUUGUUUAAUUGGAGUAAUUGAAUGAUUGUUUUAGGCGAUGAAAAUAGCAAGGCGUCAUGAUCUGUUAGGUCAUCCUUUGACGAAGAAACUUCUUCACACAAACUGGUGAGUUGGAAUGAUAUUUCAAACGUGAGGUCCAGAUUAGAUAGUAUUCUAAACAUUAAGCUGCCAAGGUUGACAAGGUUUGUGUCUGAACUACCAGAAAAAGGUAAUUGAUAGUUGAUGCGAAAAUAUUCUUGUCUAAGCUUUAAUUGGCGUCAAAAGCGGAAAGUUCUUAGUUUGGCUUUAUUAGUAUUUGUAUUUAUGAAUCCUAUAUUUAAUAAUUAUUAACUUCCUUAACCUGAGCCCGAUUGAUCACAUGCAGGGUUGCCUAUUCAUAUAUCUCCAACAUUAAACGUGUUUAACAGAGAUGCGUUAACAUUUAAAUGCAUGAUUGAUAAAGCUCCACAGUAUUUAUGUGAUAAUUUUGAACAACGAAACAGAAUUCAUAACCAAGAUACUAGAUCGAAGAAAUUCAAGAAAUGAAGACCUGGAUAUUCCAAAAUUUAGGACAUCGAUCGGUCAAAGAUCGUUCAAAUACAGAGGGACUAAGAUAUGGAAUGGUCUAGAUACGGAGCUGAAUCAAUUAAUGAUUUGAACUAUUUUAAGACGAAACUUAAGACAAUUCUUAUUGAAAAGCGAUGUCUUUCUUUUUAACUUAUAAACUAUAAUAUAAAGUAUAACUUUAGUUUACGUAAUAACUUGUAUUAAUUAAUCAUUAAUGAUAAAAUUGUUGUAAAUAUAGUUGAUAAUUCAUAAUUUCUUUUUAAAAUUUAUGUAAAUUGUCAUUGAAAAACCCAUUUUAGGGAAUGUCAAUUAAAAAAUUCAUUUCAAUUCAAAGAGAUUAAAGAUACCUCGAUGUUUUCUAUCGAAGCCCUCAUCAGGAGAUAACAACUUGGAUAGGGCGUCGAAGUGAAACUUUUUCAGGCAGUUCAGACACGAAGCACGGCAUCUCUAACCACAAUACAGAAUUAUAUAGUAGUCAUGAGAUAACAAUAUAUUGUAUGUAUGUAUGCAUGUAUGUAACCUUUAUUUAAAAUCUAAUCGACGCUAGCCUCAUCAACAUUUAGUUGGUUUCCAUGAGGGGCGUCGAUAUAUAGGCCUACAAAAUAACAUAUCUACAAAAAUAACAAAAGGGAAUUAAAAAAGUACAAAGUUACAAGCGACAAACAUGAAUAAUAUUUUCUAAGGUGUGACCCUAUCUAAUUAAUAUUCAAUUUAAAAACGUAUUCUGAAUGGGCUAAUUUUGCUUACCAAGAAAGGCUAUUCCAAAGUUUUGCGCCACUAUAUUUUAAGGAAUUCCCUUCUCGGAAUUGGUAUAGCUAAAUCAGUAAAUCUAUUUCUAAGAUUGUAAGAUCCUUGCAAUGCGCUAUUCAUAGUGAACAAAUUUUUCAAAUUCGGUGCAGUUAUUUAUUCAAAAUCCUAUACACUAAUAUCGAUUUAUUCCAUUUUCGUCUUUCCUCCAAAGUUACCAACCAAGAGAUUCAAGAGAUUGUUACCUUUUGUCGUCAACCUUGUAACAUUCUUGCUAUAUCAUGACUAUAUCAGAGCUGUUAGAAUCACCUUGUAACACAUCUGAUGGCAUCAAGCUUGUUACAAGUUUACAAGUUGUUAACAGCUUGCUCCAAACUUGUUACAACAACUGGGAACAAGCAGUGCGAACGCAACUUGUCGACAGCGUGUAAACAGAUUUGUAACAACUUGUUUGCACACCUGCAGCUUGUGGGUUUUUACGUGUGUGCUCGGCGCGCCUUGUAAAUCAGAUACAGAUAGGCAGCUCAUGCAUGUACACCUUGUUUUUCUCCUUUAGGAUAAAUGGUGUUCGCUACAUCUACUACAGCCAGAUGUUCCUACUCGCUGCAGCAUUAGUAUCUUUGACUUUAUUUCUGUGGUGGGCGGCAAGGCUAAUGAACGACUGCCAUAAAAAGGUUCUAGCAGAAUAUAAAAUGUCCACGGGUGUUGACAAAAUACCUAAUAACUCAACGUUCUACGCUGACAACGAAAAUUAUUGUUAUGAAAAGUUAGGUUAUGGAGUAAGUAAAAGUUGAAAAACUGC